Molecule: messenger RNA, 2232 nt
Organism: Lasiosphaeria miniovina
Lineage: Eukaryota; Fungi; Ascomycota; Sordariomycetes; Sordariales; Lasiosphaeriaceae
Product: nucleotide-diphospho-sugar transferase
Exons: 3
Coding region: 1-2232 (743 amino acids)
Cellular component (GO): eukaryotic translation initiation factor 2B complex
Molecular function (GO): translation initiation factor binding; translation initiation factor activity; guanyl-nucleotide exchange factor activity
Source: RefSeq, a predicted model, not a curated record
AUGUCUGUGAAGCAGGGCCCGAAAGGCGGCGCCGCGGCCGGCAAAUCGAAGAAAAUGGCCACGCCUGGCGCUCAGGAGAAGAGGGAAGACGUUCUCCAAGCCGUCAUCCUCGCAGAUUCCUUCCAGGAUAGGUUCAGGCCCUUCAGCUUAGCGAAGCCACGAUGUCUCCUCCCCAUCGCCAAUGUACCGGCAAUUGAAUACACGCUGGAGUUUCUAGCUGCCAAUGGAGUACAAGAGGUAUUCAUCUACUGUGGCGCUCAUUCCGAAGCCAUCGAGACCUACGUCCACGAUUCGCAACGAUACAGCUCUCGGAGCAUCAUCAAUCCCUUCUCCUCUAUCGAAUUCAUUCGCGUGUCAGAUGCGACCUCGGUUGGCGACUUCCUACGCGACCUAGACAAGCGCGGUCUUAUCGGAGGCGACUUCAUUCUCGUGCACGGCGACCUAGUUGCGAACAUCGAAUUGGAUGGCGCCCUAGCAAAACACAGGGCUAGGAGAGAAGCGAACCGGGAUGCCUGCAUGACAAUGGUUCUGCUCCAGGUCCCACAAGAGCACCGCGCCCUCAAAUCCAGGGUGAUAACACCGGAAUUCAUCAUCGAGCCGUCAACUGGCCGGUGUCUACAGUACGAGGAGAGGCAUCCUCUCCAAAGCGACCACUACACAGUCCUCGACCCCGCGCUCUUCAAAUACCCCGAGUUUGAGAUCCAUGAAGAUCUGAUUGAUUGUGGAAUCGACAUAUGCACCCCCGAGGUGCUAGCGCUAUGGUCAGAGAGCUUUGACUACGAACUGCCUCGAAAGAACUUUCUGCACGGCGUGCUGAAGGACUGGGAGCUAAAUGGAAAACUAAUUUACACCGAGAUUAUGGAAACUGGUUACGCGGUGCGCGCCAACUCUCUCGCGAUGUACGAAUGUGUCAGCAGGGAUGUUCUCGGGCGCUGGACAUUCCCCUACGUACCGGAAACCAAUUUCGUACACGGGAUGUCGUAUAAGAGGGUCAGAGACGGAUCCCGCUUAGAGGACGGUGUCUCCAUCUCAAGGGAAGCAAAAGUGACAGGAUCCGUUAUUGGGAGAAGUACAGAGGUGGGUGUCGGGGCUACAAUCUCGAGAAGUGUCAUUGGGAGCAGGUGCAAGAUUGGCAAAAACGUACGGAUCGAAAACAGCUACAUUUGGGACGACACGGUAAUCGGGGAUGACUCAUGGGUGAUUCGAUCCAUCCUAGCGGAAUCUGUUGAGAUUGGAAAGGACUGCCGCAUCCCAGAAGGCUCUCUCAUUUCUUACAAGGUACGAAUUGGGGAUGGACAGUUGCUACCUCCAAAUCCAGCACCACGUCUUUCUCUCUUGCAGCACGACGGAAGCCUUGCCGAGACGGAUUCAUCAAUCGUUGGUCAGGGUGGCGCAGGUGCCCUUUACGAGGGACCGAUAGAAGAGGACGAUGAUGAAUCUGAGGAUGGUGACGGGACAGAUCCUGCCGCUCUACAGAACUCGCUCAUAUUCUCUCUCGCACAUCUCAACCUAUCCGCUUCGUCAAUAUCAACGCUUGCCUCACACGACGAGUUCGACUCCGAUCACGAGGAGUCGGAAUCAAGGCUUCUUCGCCCUGAUAGCUCUGGCGCAUCGCGUAGUCGCCUCUCUUCCUUUGCCUCUGAUGACUCCGCCGCCGCCUCGUCCUUGGACGCAUUUCACAGCGACGCAGUCCACGGGCUUGUGGACGCGCUUCGUGCUGACGACAGCGUAGACUUUGACUCGGCUAAGCUCGAGUUCAUGGGCCUUAGGUUGGCAAACAAUGCGUCAGAUAGUUCCAUGCGCCGUGCCAUUGCUGUGGCCUUUGUUCGGCGCUCCUCCGAGCUCCUUGGUGCGGAGAACGGCGGACUGGAGCCAACCAAGGCUGCGGAAGAAGCCUUCACCUCCAAAAGAGGCGCCGUGAGAUUUAUCAAGGAAGUAGGUGUGGGAGGCGAUGACACCAGCCGACAAUCGGAAUUUGCUCUUGCCCUGCAGAAAGCUCUUCUCGCCGUAAAGGGGCUUGAGGCUACGCGCGCCGGCGCCUUGCUUGCUGCUAUGCUGCAGCAGCUCUACAGCCUAGAUGUUCUUGAGGAAGAAGGGAUUCUCGCUUGGUGGGGUGAUAAACGGGCUGCCGAGAACGACAGUCUGGCCAAGAUCAAAGAGAAGUGCCGCGUGUUGGUGGAAUGGCUGGAAAACGCAGACGAGGAAGAAAGCGACGAAGAGGAUAGCGAUUGA